Molecule: messenger RNA, 846 nt
Organism: Brenthis ino (lesser marbled fritillary)
Lineage: Eukaryota; Metazoa; Arthropoda; Insecta; Lepidoptera; Nymphalidae
Source: the annotation of a GenBank genome assembly
AUGAAGAUUCACGUAAUAUUUUCAUGUACCCUCAUACUAAAUGUUGUAAUGACUUUAAAAACAAAUACAUCAUUGAAAAAGCAGUUUACAGAACACUCUACGGUAAAUGAUAAUAAAGCAUUUCCAUAUAUGGCAGCGAUAUUACAAAAAACGGCAUACCUAAGUUCGGGAGCUUUGAUCGAUGAGAGUUGGGUUUUGACAGGUGCUGACUCAUUGUAUACGAUACGUGAAUCUUCAAGGACACUUCGCGUUCGCCUUGGAACUGUAAAUUAUAAGAAAGGUGGCUAUCUGACACCUAUUAAAUUUUUCGAAAUUCAUCCUUAUUUUGAUGACAGUAAGCCACAAUUUGAUGUAGCACUCAUCAAAUUACCUCAUCCAGUCGUAAUGACCCCCAGUUUAAAUCCAAUAAAACUUCAGAAAAGACCAACGAUAUUGGCUGCUAUGCAUUUUACGGUUACUUCUUGGCCUAUUUAUAAGCAAAAAAAGGUAUAUAAGCACGGAGUAUACAAUAACUUGGAACGAGCUCUAACUGUCAAAUAUCUGCACCCAUCUAAUCGAGAGCGGUGUUCUGAGGAACUCGAUGCCCUAGUACCAGAUGAAGAUAAGGCACUAAUAUGUCUACAUCCAGGAAUUGAUAGUGAUCCAUGUCAGAGAGAUGUUGGUGCACCAGUGGUUCUAAAUGGCGUUUUAUGGGGCAUCGUGUCCUCUUGGAUAUCAGAAGACUGUGACAUAGAGCCUGUAUUAGUAACCAUGGUAUCUAACAGUAAUAUCAGCUCAUGGAUACAUUCAACUAUACAUGGAAAGAGAUGGCGCAGGAAAUAUAUUGGCAAUAACAAUAAUUUGAUU